This is a messenger RNA of Nematostella vectensis (starlet sea anemone), 6152 nucleotides long. Its product is annotated as protein N-terminal asparagine amidohydrolase. Bases 3447 to 4628 code for a protein of 393 amino acids. Gene Ontology annotation, molecular function: G protein-coupled receptor activity; protein-N-terminal asparagine amidohydrolase activity. The record is from RefSeq and is a predicted model, not a curated record. Lineage: Eukaryota; Metazoa; Cnidaria; Anthozoa; Actiniaria; Edwardsiidae. Gene Ontology annotation, biological process: G protein-coupled receptor signaling pathway; ubiquitin-dependent protein catabolic process. Gene Ontology annotation, cellular component: membrane; nucleus. The transcript has 2 exons.
UGGCCCGUGCAACUGAUAAGCGAUGUCGGUCGGGAUAUCGAGGUUGAAUACUGGACAAAUGAAUAUAAAGACUACGAGGUUGCGUUUUUGCUUUGGAAUCGGACGGUUAACAUUGUACCUUCAAUUGUGGCACAUUUUCGUUCGGAAGACAUUUAGAAUAGACUUUAUAGCUUGUGUUGUGUUAAGGAUUAAAACAAUAAAUAUAGCUUGUUGAAGUUAGCUUUAAUUUAUCGCAAGGACGAUAUUUAGCUAGUAAAAUGUGGUCAUUAAUCAUGUUCACAGCUAUUGUCUACUUUAACCUAGAUACCAAGUAGCCUGCGGAAGGCACACUGUACAGCUGAAUCAAAAUUUAACAAUAACAACUCACGAACAAAUGAAAUCUUUUUAUUUUGGCGGGAAAAUCUCGCGCGCAAUAUUUGCUGUACACAAAAUGUUCGUUGUCCUUGGCCUUCUUCGGAUUUAUUUUAGCUGUUGAUAACUUUCUAUUAGUGUAGGUUUCUUAUGCGUGUUGAUCGUACAGUUUUAUAACCUCUAAGACCAUCUGGUAAAUGUCAUUUAUGCAGGCCAAUAUCGAGUUUCGGCAACAGGCUUUGAUGAUACCAACCGUGCCUUUGUAUAUAUUUUUCAUCAUUUUAUUCUACGUUUUGUGAUUAUAGCUUUAAAGUUCAGAUAUGAGGCAUGUAUGGAGCUUGCUUUGUGAGUUAUCCCAGCCUGAGAAAACUUGUAGAAUAAAAAUGAGCUGUGACCUUAUCUCAUAGUUGGAACUUAUCUCUGAAAGUUGAUAAAAUCAACUUUCGCAAUUGUAUAGAAAUUGCCAACAAUUAAAUUUAAUUUAGGUCAAUUUAGGAGAACGAUUGUCAUUGGGGUAACACAGAUGUCAAAAGUAAUACCUAAAGCGAAUAAACAUUGUUCUGUUUGCCUCACAUUCGUUUAAGACUCUUAUUUUCGCCUUCAUUAGAAUCGGUUGCAGGACUAGAAAUGAAUAUGUCUUCUGUAGAUAAACGGUUAAACGCCCUUCAAGAGAAGAGUUUGUCAAGGGGAACGGCUCCCAUCGUUAUCGAGACUCUGGUGUUCAUUAUACCAUGCCUGGUAGGGCUGAUUGGUAACAUUCUCGUCCUGUGGAUCGUUAAGAAAAAGAGAAAUGAGGGCAAAGUGAUAUACUUGUUUAUCGGAGCAUUAGCUGUCACGGAUGUGUCGCUACUCGCUAUCUCCCCUAUUCUUGCACUCCCAGCGUUGGUGCUAGAAAAAUGGCCAUUUUCUGACCUUGUCUGCCAGUUUCACGCAUUCUAUAUGAUAUCCCUCGCAAGCGCAUCUAUACUGCUCAUGGCUGCCACCGCAAUCAAUCGGUAUUUCCAAGUCGUGCGCCCGAACUAUUAUCGAAUUUUGUUCACGCCAUCGCGUACAAGGUUUCUCAUUUGUGGAACAUUCCUGUUCGCUUGUUUUGCACCGGUUCCGUAUCUAGCUAGCGGAGAGAAAUACACUUUCAAUCCCGGAAAAGGCUUAUGUUUUCAAAAACCAAAUUUAAAACCAGCUUCACUAUAUGUAUAUUUUACAGGUAGUUGGUCGAUGCUUGUUUUAACCACGUGUUAUAUCAAGAUUUUUAAAUCCAUUCACAAUCACCAAGCCAGAGUAACCGCCAUGCAGCAAAACAGCAAUUUCAUCUCUGGACCAAGCGUCCAAGACAUCAAAGUGACGAGAAUUCUGUUGCUCACUGUACUGGGAUUUGUUUGUUGUUGGACACCAGUAAUAGUUAUGGAUAUAAUCGACAUGACUCGGGGUCUGUUCUCCUUGCCUCGGGAACUUUACUUAUUAUAUUCCUUUCUAGCAACACUUUCUUCCGUUAUCAAUCCUUUCAUAUACGGUGUUAUGAAUCCCAUGUUCCGGGAGGAAUACAAGAAGAUUCUAAAAAUGCCAUGUGCUGGUCGGAAUGCAGAGGUGCGACACGCAAAUCCGGUUAUAAGAAGUGCAGCUCCUGGUCGAAAUAUUGAGGCUGUAGACGUAGAAUCAACACAAAGAUCAACAGCUCCUUUUCGUACUACAGAAGUUGGGCCUGAAGGACCGCAACACUUUCUUCCGUUAUCAACCCUUUCAUAUACGGUGUUAUGAAUCCCAUGUUCCGGGAGGAAUACAAGAAGAUUCUAAGAAUGCCACGUGCUGGUCGGAAUGCAGAGGUGGGACACAUAAAUCCGGUAAUAAGAAGUGCAGCUCCUGGUCAAAAUAUUGAGGCUCCACACGUAGAAUCAACACAAAGAUUCACAGUUCCUUGUCGUACUACAGAACAUGGGCAUGAAGGGCCGCUGAGAACAACAACAGGUACUGCCCGGGAUAUAGAGGAUAGGCAAACGAGCCCAAUACAAAGGCCGUCUACUUCUGGUUGGAAUAGAGAGGUUGAACACAUUAAGCCAGUACAAAAAUCAACCCGAGCUCCUAUCUGGAGUACAUCGAUUGAACAAUAAUGGCCCGUGCAACUGAUAAGCGAUGUCGGUCGGGAUAUCGAGGUUGAAUACUGGACAAAUGAAUAUAAAGACUACGAGGUUGCGUUUUUGCUUUGGAAUCGGACGGUUAACAUUGUACCUUCAAUUGUGGCACAUUUUCGUUCGGAAGACAUUUAGAAUAGACUUUAUAGCUUGUGUUGUGUUAAGGAUUAAAACAAUAAAUAUAGCUUGUAGAAGUUAGCUUUAAUUUAUCGCAAGGGCGAUAUUUAUCUAGUAAAAUGUGGUCAUUAAUCAUGUUCACAGCUUUCGUCUACUGUAACCUAGAUACCAAGUAGCCUGCGGAAGGCACUGUGCAGCUGAAUCAAAAUUUAACAAUAACAGCUCACGAACAAAUGAAAUCCUUUUAUUUUGGCGGGAAAAUUAUUGGCGGGAAAAUCUCGCGCGCAAUAUUUGCUGUACACAAAAGGUUCGUUGUCCUUGGCCUUCUUCGAAUUCAUUUUAGCUGUUGAUAACUUUCUAUUAGUGUAGGUUUCUGAUGCGUGUUGAUCGUACAGUUUUAUAACCUUUAAGACCACCUGGUAAAUGCAUUCAUGCAGGCCAAUACCGAGUUUCGGCAACAGGCUUUCAUGAUACCAACCGUGCCUUUGUAUAUAUUUUUCAUCAUUUUAUUCUACGUUUUGCGAUUAUAGCUUUAAUUUUCAGAUAUGAGGCAUGCAUGGAGCUUGCUUUGUGAGUUAUCCCAGCCUGAGAAAACUUGUAGAAUAAAAAUGAGCUGUGACCUUAUCUCAUAGUUGGAACUUAUCUCUUAAUAAAAUCAACUUUCGCAAUUGUAUAGAAAUCGCCAACAAUUAAAUUCAAUUUAUGUCGAUUCAGGAGAACGAUUGUCAAUGGGGUAACACAGAUGUCAAAAGUAAUACCUAAAAUUAAUAAACAUUGUUUAAUUUGCCUCACAUUCGUGCUAGACGCUUAUUUUCGCCUUCAUUAGAAUCGGUUGCAGGACUAGAAAUAAAUAUGUCUUCUGCAGAUAAACGGUUAAACGCCCUUCAAGAGAAGAGUUUGUCAAGGGGAACGGCUCGCGUCGUUAUCGAGACUCUGGUGUUCUUCAUACUAAGCCUGGUAGGGCUGAUUGGUAACAUUCUCGUCCUGUGGAUCGUAAAGAAAAAGAGAAAUGAAGGCAAAGUGAUAUACUUGUUUAUCGGAGCGCUAGCUGUCACUGAUGUGUCGCUACUCGCUGUCUACCCAUUGUUUGCAUUUCCAGUGUUGGUGCUUGGAAAAUGGCCAUUUUCUGACUUUUUCUGUCAGUUUUACGGCUUCUAUGUCUCAUGCCUCGUCAGUGCAUCUCUUCUUCUAAUGGCCUUCACCGCCAUUAAUAGAUAUUUCCUAGUCGUGCGCACUAACUAUUAUCGACGGUUGUUCACUUCAAUGCGUACAAGGUUCCUUAUUUGUGGAGCAUUGGUGCUGGCUUGUAUUGUACCAAUUUCGUACCUGGCUAGCGGGGAAAAGUACCUUUUCAAUCCCGGAAAAGGCUUUUGUUUUCAAAAAACAAAUUUAAAACCAGCUUCGUUGUUAAUCUACUUUAGUUGUAGUUGUUCGAUGCUUGUUUUAACCACGUGUUAUAUCAAGAUUUUCAGAAAAAUUCACAAUCACCAAGCCAGAGUUACCGCCCUACAGCAAAACACCAAUUCCAUCUCCGGACCAACCGUCCAAAACGUCAAAGUGACCAGAACUCUGUUUCUCACUGUACUGGGAUUUGUUUGUUGUUGGACACCAGUAAUAGUUAUGGAUAUAAUCGACAUGUCUCGGGGUCUGUUCUCCUUGCCUCGGGAACUUUACUUCUUAUAUUCCUUUCUAGCAACACUUUCUUCCGUUAUCAAUCCUUUCAUAUACGGUGUUAUAAAUCCCAUGUUCCGGGAGGAAUACAAGAAGAUUCUAAAAAUGCCAUGUGCUGGUCGGAAUGCAGAGGUGCGACACGCAAAUCCGGUUAUAAGAAGUGCAGCUCCUGGUCGAAAUAUUGAGGCUGUAGACUUAGAAUCAACACAAAGAUCAACACCUCCUUUUCGUACUACAGAAGUUGGGCCUGAAGGACCGGUGAGAACAACAACAGCUACUGCCCGGAAUAUAGAGGUUAAGCAAAUGGGCCGAAUACGAAGACCAUUAACUUCUGUUUGGAAUAGAGUGGUUGAACACAUAUAGUCACAUGGUUCGAAUGAACUGGUGUUAUGAUAGGGGGUACAUAGAGUAAAACAAUAACUCUACAAGGAUAUAACAGUUUUGAACAUUUAUAGCGAAAGGCUAUACAUUUAUUUUGAAAAAAAAAACCUUUAGGAACGAACCUUAUAAAUGACAAAGAACACCUUUAGAACUUUAAUGACAAUCCUUAUUGACAAGGUUCAUUUUCCUUUCUAGCAACACUUUCUUCCGUUAUCAAUCCUUUCAUAUACGGUGUUAUGAAUCCCAUGUUCCGGGAGGAAUACAAGAAGAUUCUAAGAAUGCCACGUGCUGGUCGGAAUGCAGAGGUGGGACACAUAAAUCCGGUAAUAAGAAGUGCAGCUCCUGGUCAAAAUAUUGAGGCUCCACACGUAGAAUCAACACAAAGAUUCACAGUUCCUUGUCGUACUACAGAACAUGGGCAUGAAGGGCCGCUGAGAACAACAACAGGUACUGCCCGGGAUAUAGAGGAUAGGCAAACGAGCCCAAUACAAAGGCCGUCUACUUCUGGUUGGAAUAGAGAGGUUGAACACAUUAAGCCAGUACAAAAAUCAACCCGAGCUCCUAUCUGGAGUACAUCGAUUGAACAAUAAUGGCCCGUGCAACUGAUAAGCGAUGUUGGUCGGGAUAUCGAGGUUGAAUACUGGACAAAUGAAUAUAAAGACUACGAGGUUGCGUUUUUGCUUUGGAAUCGGACGGUUAACAUUGUACCUUCAAUUGUGGCACAUUUUCGUUCGGAAGACAUUUAGAAUAGACUUUAUAGUUUGUGUUGUGUUAAGGAUUAAAACAAUAAAUAUAGCUUGUAGAAGUUUGCUUUAAUUUAUCGCAAGGGCGAUAUUUAUCUAGUAAAAUGUGGUCAUUAAUCAUGUUCACAGCUUUCGUCUACUGUAACCUAGAUACCAAGUAGCCUGCGGAAGGCACUGUGCAGCUGAAUCAAAAUUUAACAAUAACAGCUCACGAACAAAUGAAAUCUUUUUAUUUUGGCAGGAAAAUCUCGCGCGCAAUAUUUGCUGUACACAAAAUGUUCGUUGUCCUUGGCCUUAUUCGGAUUCAUUUUAGCUGUUGAUAACUUUCUAUUAGUGUAGGUUUCUGAUGCGUGUUGAUCGUACAGUUUUAUAACCUUUAAGACCACCUGGUAAAUGUCAUUCAUGCAGGCCAAUAUCGAGUUUUAGGCAGCAGGCUUUGAUGAUACCAACCGUGCCUUUGUAUAUAUUUUUCAUCAUUUUAUUCUACGUUUUGCGAUUAUAGCUUUAAUUUUCAGAUAUGAGGCAUGUAUGGAGCUUGCUUUGUGAGUUAUCCCAGCCUGAGAAAACUUGUAGAAUAAAAAUGAGUUGUGACCUUAUCUCAUAGUUGGAACUUAUCUCUUAAUAAAAUCAACUUUCGCAAUUGUAUAGAAAUCACCAACAAUUAAAUUCAAUUUAUGUCGAUUCAGGAGAACGAUUGUCAAUGGGGUAACACAGAUGUCAAAAGUAAUACCUAAAAUUAAUAAACAUUGUUUAAUUUGCCUCA